AUGUUGCGACUAGGAACGGCUCCUAAUUCUCAGUCGUUACGGAUGCGAUGGGUUUCCGAUAACUACAGAGAUUACAGAGAUGGAUUAGCAGCCGGUCAUAAGGUGGCACAAAUGGAAUUACGUGAGAAGUACCGAAGAGAACUGGAAGCCUGCAAUCCAGUUCAGUCUGCAAACGUGCCGGACAUGAUAUUGACAGCCCAUGGAUCUUUAGGCGCGCUUAUCCGAUACAACUAUGAUUCAUUAGAGUGCCUGGAAAGGAAUAUCAAUCAACUACUAGACAAAUUACCGGUCAUUGAAAUUGCUCUAAAAACCGUUUCCUAUUCCUUCAUUUUCUAA
Molecule: messenger RNA, 336 nt
Organism: Angiostrongylus costaricensis
Lineage: Eukaryota; Metazoa; Nematoda; Chromadorea; Rhabditida; Metastrongylidae
Source: the annotation of a GenBank genome assembly